UUAUCUCUUACCAUUCCAGAGUCUGAAGACAUCCUGCAGAUUUUGGGUGGGGCUCCUCUCUUAAAGCCUGAAACCAAGACACCUUUUGCCAUAUCAUAUAUGGCGGAACAUGAAGCGAAAUGGGAGUCGGGGCUGUGUGACAAGAAAGACCCGUUUUGGAUCCCGGGAGCGAGACUGGCUCAAGGGGGAUACCCAGAGGGGCUGUGUGUGUCUGUAUGGGGGGACAGUAGACCCCCAGCCACCCACCUCUGGCCCCCAGGCCUCUUCUACCCCUCAGGCAGACCUGCAACUGGUGCUGUGCUCCACCAGUACCACCGUGGAGGAGCUCUGUGCCCAGAGGGAUGGACAGGGACUCUAUGUUCAACUGCAUGGAGACCUCCUCAGGAGGCUGGACCCCUCCGAACGCCCUCUCCAAAUGGUGUAUGACUACCUGAUGGCUAUGGGCUACAAAGACCCCGUGCGGGUGCAGCGAGAGGCAGCCAACUCCGACUUAAGCUGCAUGAUCCGCUUCUACAGUGAGCGUCCAGUGAACGCCGACCAGCAGGAGCGGACCCUGCUGAAAGGCGUGUUCAGCGUCAGGAAGGGCAAGACGCAGCUGCACAAGUGGGCCGAGCGGCAGGUCAUUCUCUGCGGCACCUGUCUGAUCGUGGCUUCUGUCAAAGACAGCCUGACGGGGAAGAUGCACAUCCUGCCUCUGGUGGGGGGAAAGGUGGAGGAGGUGAAGAGACGGCAGCACUGUCUGAUGUUCAGCUCAGCCGGAUCACAGGCCCAGACGUACUACGUCAACUUUGACACGCUGGCAGACUACCAGCGGUGGCACAGGCAGGCAUCAAAAGUGGUAUCCCAGACAGUCAGCCUCGUGGACUUGUCCUGCUACAGCCUGGAGGCAGUGCCUGAAUAUCUGUUUUACAGCCAGGAUAUCACCCACCUCAACCUACGACACAACUUCAUGAGCUUAAAGGGGCCCGGAGGCCUGCUCAACCUGCCCAGGUUUUCCCAGCUGAAGAGCCUGAACCUCUCUCACAACCGUUUGGGUGUGUUCCCCGAAUCUGUGUGUGAGAUCCUCACCCUGACGGAGCUCAACCUCUCCUGUAACGGUCUGCACACGCUCCCCGUGCAGAUAGGCAACCUUAAGAGUCUGCAGACCCUCUCUCUGGACGGAAACCACUUCAGCUCGCUGCCUGAAGAACUGGGCGGCCUUUCCCAGCUCAACAGCCUGGGGCUCUCCUUCAACAACUUCCCCCACAUCCCUGCUGUGCUGGAGAGACUGAGUGCGGUGGACAAGCUGGCCAUGGCCGGGAACAGAGUGCAGAGUCUGGAGUUGUGUACUCUGGCCAGAAUGAGCCACCUGAAAAACAUUGACCUGCGGCUGAAUGGACUGCGCUGCGUGAAAAGUGAGAGUCUGGAGGCAGUGAGCCAGGUGACCCAGCUGGACCUGAGGGACAACUGCCUGGCCUCCCUGGACCUGAGCUCUGUCUGCAACCUGGAGACCCUGCACUGCCAGCGCAACCAGCUGGGCACGCUCACUCUCAGCGGCUUCACGCUGCGCAUGCUCCACGCCAGCAGUAACCGCCUGACCACAGUCAACAUCUACCCAGUCCCCAACCAGCUGACGCACAUGGACCUAUCACAGAACCUUCUAGAGUACCUUCCAGACUGGGUGUGUGAUAGCAGAAAGAUUGAGGUGCUGGACGUCACACACAACCUCCUGUCUGAGCUCCCCUCCAGACUGCUCAACAGCUUGAGUUUGAGAAAGCUGCUGGCGGGAAACAAUCGUUUGCAGAGAGUGCCUGACCUACUUGACCACGUCCCUCUGGAAGCCCUCGACCUCCAGCACAACAAGCUAGGCGAGCUCCCCGAGAGUCUCUUUUACAAGGCCUUAAAUUUAAAAUACCUGAACGUGUCAGCCAACGCUCUGGAGAGUAUUCCUCCCAGCAGCCAAUCAGAGGAGAGCCUCAGCACACUCCAGGAACUCUACCUAACAGGGAACAACCUGAACGAGAACUGCGGCGCGCUGCUGGUCGGACACCAGAACCUGCGGGUGCUUCACAUUGCCUACAACCAGCUCCUCUCCUUCCCUGCCAGUAAACUGAGCAAGCUUGAACUGCUGGAGGAGCUUAAUCUAAGUGGCAACAAGCUGAAGACCAUCCCCUCCACUGUGUCCAGCUGUAAGAGGCUGCACACCCUCAUAGCACACUCCAACCACAUCAGUGUCUUCCCAGAGAUACUCAACCUGCCUGAGAUUAAGCUUGUAGACCUGAGUUGUAAUGAGCUGACUGAGAUCCUGCUGCCUGACUCCCUGCCUGCCACCCUGCAUGAGCUGGACCUGACAGGCAACAGCAGCCUGAUGCUGGAGCACAAAACCCUCAACCUCUUCAGCCACAUCACCACCCUGAAGUUAGACCAGAAAUCAGCCAUGACAGCAGGAGAUGUAAUGAAUGCACCCACUCCAUGGAACCACGGUUACUCUGAAAUGAGCGGCCAAAGAAACAAGUUGUGUGUGUCUGUGUUGGCGGUAGACCGCUUUGGAGACGGUAUGGGGGCAUGUUACGGCAUCUUUGACGGGGACCGCAACGAGGAAGUGCCUCGGCUGCUGCAGUGCACCAUGGGAGAUGUUCUGUCCGAGGAACUACAGCACUCCAAUGUGGACAGUGUGUACAUGUGCAACACCUUCUUGACCUCACACAGGAAACUGGGCAUGGCUGGCCAGAAACUUGGUGCCUCUGCCCUGCUGUGCUAUAUCCACCAUGAGCCCUCAGAUUCAGGAGGCUACUUCUGCCUGACCGUGGCCAACGUGGGCAGCUGCCAGGCAGUGCUGUGUCGAGACGGCCAGCCUAUAGCACUCUCUAAGGUUUUCAGCUUGGAGAACUGCACUGAGGAGAUGGAGAGAGUUAAACUUAGUAAAGCCAUUAUCACUGAGGAUAACAAGGUGAGUGGAGUGACAUGCUGCUCUCGCCUGCUGGGUUGCUCUUAUCUGUCUCCCUGGGUGCUGCCCAAGCCCUGGGUGCACACUGAGCCUCUCUGUUCCCAGGAUGACUUCUUGAUCCUGGGGAACCGAGCACUGUUUGAAAGGGUGUCAUACCAGGAGGCUGUGCGCACUGUUCAGGCCGUGCGGGAUCCACGCGCAGCUGCUAAGAAGCUGUGUUCACUGGCCCAGAGCUAUGGUUGCAAGGACAACAUCGGGGCCGUGGUUGUGUCUCUGCAUAUUAGUGAGGACAGCUGCACCUGUGAGCCGCCGGCAUCCACUGCUGAACACCGGGGUCCCCCUUCGAACCCUUUGCCUGUGUCAGUGACCCCAGGCCCCGGUGACCCAGCCACCCUUUCAUCCAGCAGUGGCAUCGUCUCUGAGUUCAACAGUGAGACAUCGGCUUCAGAGGUGGGCAGCGAGGCCGGGUCCACCGCCUCCGAUGAACACCCCUCCUCAGGCCCUGCCUCCCGCCCCGAGAGACGCUGUAGCCUUCACCCUGCUACUACACUAUGUGGGAUCAUGGUGCCAGGUUCAGCUGGGGUAGCAGCCCACCCGGUCUUGUUCCAGCGGCAGCCCUCCUGUGCUACAUUCUCCAGUAACCAAUCUGACAACGGGCUGGACAGCGAUGAUGAAGCUCCACUUGAGGGUGUGAUCUCCAACGGCAGUAAGCUAGAAGUGGAAGUGGACAUUCACUGCUGUGCUUUCCAGCUACGGUCAGGGGCCCCCGAGAGUCCCAAAGACCUGGACCUUGAAAAGCGAGGCUCUGACUAUCCCAAUGGAAAAAUGCGCAGGCAGAACAGCGUGGUGGUGUCAGCAACAAACGGCUGCCUGCUGGCUGUUUGUGGGAGGGAGAUUUCUGACCUUAAGAAGUCACCUUCCACCUCAAGUUUGUUUGGGAAGAAGCUGUCCAAUGGCUCUGUUGUAGCCCCUGAGGACAGUCAUAAUCUCAUUGAGGUGGCCUUGGAGGCUCCUAAAAAGAAGUCAGGCUACUUUACAGCCCCAGCCCAGCAGGAUCCUGAGGACCAGCUCAUAGUGCCCCCCAGUUUGGAGCAGGAUGUCCGGGAACAGCUGAGAGGCCAGAGUCCCCUGGUUUCAGGCCCCUCAGCACCAUCCACACCCCCUUCCAUCAGAGACCCAGUUUGGGAUCAUCCACACCCCCCUGCCACUGUGCUGCAUCAGCGGGACCUUACCCCUACCAUGGUUCCGGCUUCAAGCCCUGCUCCCAUCCUGCAGCAGGAGGUCUAUGAUACUGCCCUCUAGAUGGGGGGGCACAGCACAGCACCACGUGGCGGCAAUCCUGUGACCAUGCUUUACCAGGGAAGUAAAGGAUAUUUCUGUCAUACACAUGGGAUAUUCCAGUUCAAGUUGCAAUUCAGAUCUUUUAUGAAGACAAGACAGACCUGUGGGACCUCGAUAGGUACUACAGUAUGGACGCUGUGCCGUCAGUGUGAUGCACUAAACCAAGUGUCUGAGUGUCUGUCUGAGUAUCUGAGAUGAGAAGGCCACCAACAUCACAACUCAUGAAAUGAGGCUGUGAAAAGAAAGGCGGGCAUUCGCAGGCCAAAACAAGUGUCUGAUCUGAAAUGGAAUACCUCAUGUGUUUAAACAUUGUCGAACAUGUCAGCAACAUUUCCCUUUACUUGGAAAGUCAAGCAAUCCCAUGCACAAUCGAGGGUGUGUGCAUGGGAUCCUGUUGAGUAAGGUAAUUCAUAAUCUCUAAAGUCUCCUCUCCAGGGGCUCCAUGGCCUCUCAGGUCCUGGAGAGAAGCCCUAUGACUGAAACUUGAAAAAGUGCCUACUGCAGAUGACUCGGCUUAGAGCUCCCUCACAACCUGGUUGUGCUUGGGGUUGUGAGAUUGUUAGUUAAAUUUGGAGGAGGGACAGUGUCUCCAAGAGACCAUCACUGGCACAGCUACUUCUCUCCUCUUCCUGUGGAAAUCUGCCAGUAUAAAUGCUAAUAAAGUGCAUAGAUGAAGCUGAAGACAAAUUAAUUGCAUUUAUAUCGCCAGUAAAGUUAUGGUUGGAUAUUUUGAACAUUCCCACCCAACAUGUCUAGAAUCCUCUGUAUAGGACACAUCUAUUCUAUAAAGUAAAGAAGAGAUUCUGAGCUAGCAGGCAGCUGACGCAGCAGUGAGUGUUGAGUUGCUGACAUCAAGAUAGAAAAGUAUUGCUAGAGGGGGCAAUGCAUUUUGAAUAGCUCUCAAAAAUAAUAUCAAAAAGUCAUUCACACAACUGUACAGAGCCGACGUGGUGUAGAAUUUAAAAAUCCUUAUAACACUGUAAUCUCUGACAAUGCAUGGUCGAAUGAUCUCAUUGCAAAUUGCUUAGAAAAA
This is a messenger RNA of Myripristis murdjan (pinecone soldierfish), 5300 nucleotides long. It is a transcript of the gene phlpp2, whose product is annotated as PH domain and leucine rich repeat protein phosphatase 2. The record is from RefSeq and is a predicted model, not a curated record. The transcript has 19 exons. Gene Ontology annotation, molecular function: protein binding. Bases 110 to 4228 code for a protein of 1372 amino acids. NCBI's taxonomy places the organism in Eukaryota, Metazoa, Chordata, Actinopteri, Holocentriformes, Holocentridae.